Molecule: messenger RNA, 1336 nt
Organism: Nematostella vectensis (starlet sea anemone)
Lineage: Eukaryota; Metazoa; Cnidaria; Anthozoa; Actiniaria; Edwardsiidae
Product: phosphoserine phosphatase
Exons: 7
Coding region: 4-750 (248 amino acids)
Biological process (GO): dephosphorylation; L-serine biosynthetic process
Cellular component (GO): cytoplasm
Molecular function (GO): L-phosphoserine phosphatase activity; magnesium ion binding
Source: RefSeq, a predicted model, not a curated record
UGAAUGAUCGCCUUGUUUACGAGUUUCGCGGCCUCCCAAGUGAGGAGAAAUUCAAGGGCGGUUUUUGAGAGGAUGCGACAGAUGACAGAAUCGGAGACGAGAGUUAUUUGGAAGAGUGCGGACGCUGUGUGUUUUGACGUAGACAGCACGGUGGUAACAGGGGAGGCCAUAGAUGAACUCGCGUCCUUCUGUGGCCGGGGCGAAGAAGUUGCCGAAUGGACAAGGAGGGCAAUGGGAGGAGGAGUGUCAUUCAGAGAAGCCUUGGAGAAUAGGUUAAAGAUAAUCCAACCCUCAUCCAAACAGCUGGAAGAGUUCAUUAAGAGUAAUAAGUUGGAAUUGACUCCAUUUGUCAGGAAUGUAAUUGAUUGUCUCCUCUCCCAUGGCACACAAGUAUAUCUUGUCUCUGGAGGCUUCCAGAGUAUUCUAGAACCAAUAGCAAAAGACCUUGGAAUACCCAAAACCAAUGUCUUUGCAAAUAAAAUCCUGUUUAACUCAAAUGGUGAUUACUGUGGCUUUGAUAAAGAGGCAUUUACAUCAUCAUCAGGAGGGAAGGCGAGAGUUGUGCAGUUACUGAAAGACAAAUAUCAGUACAAAAGACUGGUUGUUAUAGGAGAUGGAGUGACUGACAUGGAGGCGUGUCCUCCUGCGGAUGCAUUUAUUGGAUUUGGUGGUAAUGUGGUACGAGAACAAGUCAAAGCAAAUGCUCCCUGGUUUGUGACAGAUUUCAAGGUGUUACUGGAUGCAUUAUGAAACAUACCAACUCUUGGAUACACCCAAGAUAUUGUCAAGUUAUGCCUAAGGCAUUUAUGAAACAAUUUGACAUAAUAUUAUAUUGGAAACACCUAAGACAUUAGACACGCUGAAGACAUACAUUGGAUACGUCCCACAUCUUCCAACUCAUUGGACACCCAAAGCUCAUUUGAAACAUCCAAGACAUUAGUGAGAUGCAUCCAAUGUAUUUAUGAGACAUGCUGAAGACCUACAUUGGACACAUCCCUUUCUAUUGACAUGAGUCAAUAGAAAGUCAACAAGGCACGUAGUCUAAACGAGAACAAGUAAUCUAAUCGUUUUAGUAUAAAUCCACUGACAUACUACUUUCGAAAAGAAAGAUAUCAAAUUUGUUUUGGUUUGGGUGCUAUAAAGUCUAGAUGUGUAAAUGUUUUAUGAUUUUUAUUGAAAAGAUAUUAUUACCCUGUCACCACUUGCAAAGCAUCGAAAAUAAUCUAUAUUUUAUACACUUCCUUCAAACAACGUUGAAGCAGAGAACACAUUGCCUUGAAUAAUGAAAUAAUUGUAAUUUAUAACUAUCCAGGUUUUAAAAUGUGUAGAACCUUUA